This is a messenger RNA of Gongylonema pulchrum, 1620 nucleotides long. NCBI's taxonomy places the organism in Eukaryota, Metazoa, Nematoda, Chromadorea, Rhabditida, Gongylonematidae. The record is from the annotation of a GenBank genome assembly.
AUGAAAAUUGGUAAUUGGAUCUUGUCGUCACCAUCUGUUGGUACCCUGAGCAUUGAGAAUUGCGACGGCAUUCAUCAGCGAGUGAUUAUCAUGGAGGAUUUGCCAGGCUUUAUUGCCGAAGCAGAUAAUCAAGCGGAUAAGACAGUGCGAGCAGAAAAGACACUUGGUUCAUUUGGAAUUUCAUUUUAUACGGAUUUGCUAGUGGAUUCGUCCCGAUUGGAUUUCGUUACCGGUUGGGGUGCUCGAGGUGGUGGACGACGUGUACGUUUUGGUUUUGUGUCUAAAAAAGAUCAGCUGCAUGAAUUGGCGAAAGAAAUCUGGAACAACUACAUGAAGGAAGCGCGAUCCAAACCACGCAGCGCUUUGGUUGAAUUGCAGAAAGCUUCCUCAACUGUUAAGGAAAUAUGCAGCACAAAAGUUGCCGGGCUACCUCAGGUUGUGCUUUUGAGGCUGGAGGAAGCUCUCAAAUGCAUGCAUUUAUCUGUCGUCAGCGAUCGACUUCUGUCGACCUUCGAACUCUCGAUAUCUGGAAUUGUGGAUGCGUUACUGUCGCUAUUCAAAUCUGUUCAAGAGUGCGCUGAGGGCGAGAUUUUGGCUAUUUUCAUGAAGGUUUUCGCCGAUCAGCGCUCAUUUUGUGCUCUUGUGCGUAAAAUGGUUUCGGUACUGGACGCUACGGAAAAAUUUCCGCAGUAUCUUUAUGAUUUGCCAGGCGGCUCGUCAUUUGGCUUACAACUGCUUGGUCGUCGUAUCAGACUUAGAUUGGAACAGCUCAAUCCGAACACGUUAUUUCAAAUGAGGCUACUCAAUCGGACGGGUAGGACAAUGAAAGCGGAACCACUGGUUACAGUGAAACAGCUGAAAAGUUAUAUCCAGCAGAUGGUUGUCAAGCAGUGGUAUGAUCACCCACGCGAAACCUUCAGUUUUGUUGAACAAAUUAAAUGUGCGAAAGAGCGCGGCGUGAAAAUAUCUUUCCUUUACACCAGUGAUUUCGAUGAAAACGGCAUAAUUUAUUGGCUGGGAACAAACGGCGGCACCGUAGCUGAAUGGACAAAUCCAGCAAGUGUUUCUGUUGUUUGUGUGACAUGUUCCGAUGGAGAACGCUUACCGUAUGGGCGUCAUGAGGACAUACUAAGUCGAGAUGUAAACGCCCUCAAUUGCCACACUUCCGACGACAAGAAUGCUCAUUUCACAGUUGAUCUUGGUGUAUAUGUGUAUCCCGACACGUAUACGCUGCGUCAUGCACGUGGCUACGGACGAUCUGCGCUUCGCACUUGGCUUUUGCAGGGCUCCGUGGACGGUAACACGUGGGAUGUGCUUAUGGUACAUGAAGGCGACACGUCAUUGAGCCAUCCAGGCUCCACUGCUACAUGGCCACUUUCUUGCAAUGAAGGCAAAGGUAUUUCGCAUUAUAUCGUUUUGAUGGGCCUCUCUUUGGGAAGUCCCUAUCGGUAUAUUCGCAUUGCACAAAACGGGAAGAAUGCUAGCAAUCAAAACCAUUAUUUGUCGUUAUCAGGCUUCGAAAUAUACGGUGAUAUUGUGGAUGUUGUGGUGGGUGCCUCCAACGAUUCCUUUGUUUUAGUUUUCUUUCAAACGGUACAGUCAAAAAGUCGGAGUUACUAG